GUAAUGUUGACCAUGUAGCACAAUCUUCAACAACUACUCACUUGCAGAGCUUCUUUAAACUGUUUGUUUUUGAUGAGUUUCUGACUUUUCAGAUCCUUUACAAUUCCAAAGUUGUUUGAAGUUUGCAGAGUUUCAGUCUGUUUUUGAUCUCUGUAUUGCUUCGUUUCUUACCUUUCAUAUCUUUUAUCUGCCAAAGUUGUUCCAAGUUUGUAGAGGUAGCAAUGAGAUGAGACUCCAUUAUUAUUAUUGACUUCUUUUUUCUUCAUACCCCUUCUUUCACCAAUUCCUCAUUUUGACUCAAUUUCUUACCUUUACCACCAAAGUUUGUUCCAAGUUUGUAGAGGUUCUUCAGUCUAUUCUUGAUAUCUGUAUUGCUUGGUUUCAUUACCUUUCCUUCUUUCAGAACAAACACCAUGGAUGUAUUUGGGAUCUUUAUCUCUCCAUUUGUGCAAGCCAUGGUUGAUAAAUUGUCCUCUUAUUUAAUCAACUUAGUGAGUACAGCGGAAGUUGGCACUAGCAUCCAGAAUCUGAAGAAGGCAUUAGAGGAUUUAGAGACUCUGUUGGCUGAUGCAGAGAACAAACAAGUGUACGACAAGGAUAUCAAAAAUUGGCUAGAAGAGGUUCAACCUUUGGCUUACGAUGCAGAUGACUUAUUGGAUGAUUUUGCCACUGAAGCUCUCGAAAGGAAGCUAAUGGCGGAGGAGACGACAAUGGGAAGAAGAUCAGCUAAGUUUCCACGCCUCUCUUCUAUUGUUCCAUUCAAUUUAAAAAAUGGGUCUAAGCUAAAUGAGAUUACUAGUCAAUUACAAGAAGUUGCUACAAAAGGAAAAGAUCUUGGUUUAGAUAAAAGACUUGUUGGGAGGAUGUCUACAGGUCUAUGGCAGAGAUCACAAACUACAUGUUUGAAGGAGCCUCACAUUCAUGGCAGAGAUGAAGACAUGAAGCAAAUUAUCGAAUUGCUACUUGGGGAUGCACCUACUGCAAAAAGGUUUGAUGUAAUUCCUAUUGUAGGCAUGGGUGGGAUCGGCAAGACUACACUAGCUCAGCACAUUUACAAUCACGACCGAGUGGAAAAUCAUUUCAAUCUAAAGGCAUGGGUAUGUGUGUCUGAUGACUUCGAAGUUAUGAGAAUAACAAAGGCAAUUCUUGAGUCAUUCACUCACAGUUCAUUUAAUUUUAGUAACUUAAAUGAGGUUCAAGUUCAACUUAGCAAAAGGUUGGCAGGGGAAAAGUUUUUGCUUGUCCUAGAUGAUGUGUGGGACUACGGACGUGAUGGGUGGAAUUUGUUACAAUCCCCAUUUAGAGCUGGAGCACUUGGAAGUAAAAUCAUUGUGACAACUCGAGACAGAGGUGUUGCAAAGCAGAUGGGAAUGGAUAAAUAUCACAAUUUGCAGAACUUAUCAUAUGGUGAUUGCUGGUUAAUCUUUUCCCAACAUGCAUUUCAGAACAGAAAUAUUGAGGAAUACCAAGAAUUGGAAUCAAUUGGUAAGAAAAUUGUUGAGAACAGGUGCAGAGGCUUACCCUUGGCAGCGAGGGCCCUUGGCAGCUUAUUAUGCUGUAAACAAGAAGAACAUGAAUGGAAAGAGAUACUAAACAACAAUAUAUGGAAUGAGGAAAGUGGCAUUCUCACAGCGUUGAAAUUGAGCUACCUUCAUCUCCCUGUCCAUUUGAAGAGGUGCUUUUCCUACUGUGCAAUUAUCCCAAAGGACUACGAAUUCAUGGAGGAGGAAUUAGUCUUGCUAUGGAUGGCUGAGGGUUUAAUUGAGGAACCAAACGGUGGAGACCAAAUGGAAUAUUUAGGCCGCAAGUAUUUUCACGAAUUGGUGUCAAGAUCAUUUUUUCAACCGUCAAGUGGUAACAAAUCGCAAUUCAUAAUGCAUGACCUCAUUAAUGAUUUGGCUCAAGAUGUCGCAGGGAACAAAUGUUUUAGGUUGGAGAAUUAUUUGGAGUAUGGCAGGCAUAACAAGAUUUCGAAAAAAGCUCGACAUUCAUCAUACGUUGGUAGCCAUUAUGACGGAAUCAAAAAAUUUAAAGUUUUUGAUGAUGCCAAAUGCUUACGAACAUUCUUACAGUUUUUUCCACCGAGUACGUAUACAUCGAGGUACUUGUUUCAUGAUUUGUUGCCAAAGUUAAAAUGCUUACGUGAGUUGCGUUUACAUUGUUAUCACAUGGAUGAACUACCAAAUUCCAUUGGAAAUCUAAAGCAUCUACGAUACCUUGACGUAUCCCAUUCUAAUAUUCAAAAGUUACCUGAGUCGGUGGUAACUCUCUACAAUUUACAAGUCUUGUUUUUGAAAUUUUGUGGACUACUUCGGAAGUUGCCUCUAAACAUGGGAAGGCUAGUAAACUUGUGCCAUUUUGACAUGACUGGCGUGGAUAUUUCAUCAUCAGAAAAGAUGUCACUACAUAUAGGUAAAUUAACUAAUCUCCAAACGUUGUCAAAUUUUAUAGUGGGUAAAGAUUGUGGGCGUAAAAUAGGAGAGCUGAAAAACUUAUCACACAUUCGAGGGGCAAUACACAUAUCAAGAAUGGAGAAUGUCAGUGGUGUUAAGGAUGCAAUGGAUGCCAAUUUAAUGUCUAAGGAGGAGUUAAAAGAGUUAUCACUAGAAUGGGAUGAAUCUCACCGUUCACUGAAUGACAUAGUUGAGAGGAAUGUGCUUGACGUGAUGAGGCCUUUCAAAUUGUUGGAACGACUCACCAUCAGUGGGUAUGGCGGUACAAAAUUUCCAAACUGGGUUGGAGAUGUUUCAUUCUCCAAAAUGGUGUUCAUGCGAUUAAAAGGUAGCAAAUGUUGCAGAUCUUUGCCACCACUUGGACAACUACCCUUGCUUAAAGACCUUUACAUUGGAGGAAUGAGUGCAAUAGAGCGCUUGGGUUGUGAGUUCUAUGGGCAGCAGUGUUGUGCCAAACCUUUCCCCUCUCUAGAGAGACUGAGCUUUGAGUUUAUGCCAGAAUGGGAGGAUUGGUCUGCUUUUGAAACAGAGGGAGUUCAGCCUUUCCGUCAUCUCAGUGAGCUUUCCAUCAUAAAUUGUCCCAAACUUGUUGGAAGAUUACCAAAUGAUCUUCCUUGUCUCAAUUCUCUCAAAAUUGAUGGUUGUCCGCAGUUGUUGAUUGAUGUUUCGAGCCUCGUUCAGCCAUCACUUGCAUCCUUGUCAAUGAAUAAUGUUAUGCUCCCAAGCCUUCCAGCACUCUUAGGGACGAAGAACACGAUUGAACUUGGUUCCCUCACCUUGGAUGUUAGCCGUGUCACAGUUCCCGACUCCCUCUGUGAUCCAAGCACAAUUGAUGAAGAGUUACUGGCUACUGAAAUGUCUAAGCAUUUGACUUCAAUAACUGCUUUGAGCAUUUUUCAUGUUGAAAAAUUGGCGUUCCUACCAACAUGGUUUACUCGAGAUUUGAUGGGACUCGAGAAAUUGGAGAUUGGUAACUGCGAAGAACUCAUAACAUUGUGGCAGAAUAAGGUGGGAAUACAAGUAUGUCUCCCUUCCCUCUGCCAUUUAAAGAUUUCUCAUUGCCCCAAACUUGUUUGCUUGUUUGAAGAAGAGCAAGAAAAUGGAGGAGAAGGUUUGAAAAAGCAGCAACAUGAGGGGCUGCCGUGCAUGCCGAGACUCGAGUAUUUAAUAAUUGAAGAGUGUGGAAUGCUGAAGAAACUGCCACAAGAUCUGCACACAUACACAUCUCUUGGGGUGCUUAGAAUUGACAGUUGUGCAAGUCUGAUCUCUUUUCCAAUGAAAGGUUUGCCAUCUAUGCUGAGAGAACUUGGGGUUUCAGGGUGUGAUGCUUUGGAGUCCCUACCCGAGUUGAUGACACUCAAUAAUCUGCAAGAGUUGCAGGUUUCUAGGUGUAAAUCACUCACAUAUUUAUUGUCAAGAGGUGGGCUACCAUCCACAAACAACUUCGGAUUGAUUCGUGUAAAAGUCUGGAGUCAAUUUUUGCAGAGGAAGGGAUCAAAAUUGAUUGUCCAUCUCUUGAAAAUAUUGAAAUUUGGGGUUGCAGGAGUCUCAAAUCUUUACCUGAAGCCAAUAAUCUCAAGAAUCUCAGUGAAUUGGAGAUAUGCGGUUGUUCUAAUCUGGAGCCCCCGUCACUUGGUGGUCGUGAUGAGAACAACAACAUCAACCAACUCACUUGGCUUCAAAAGCUGUGUUUAGUUAAUUGCAGAGCAAGAAUGGUCUCCUACUUUGUCAAGGAAGGGAGUUUCCCCACCCACAUCACUUUACUUCAAAUCGGGAAUUUGAGAGUGGACGACGUGGGUCAACUUCCAGUUCCGCCUCCAUCUCCAUUAGAGUGGGGUUUGCACAAACUCUCUUCUCUUACAAGACUCAACCUUCAUGGCGGAGGUUGGCCGAGCGGAGAUACGGUGUCCUUUCCAGAAGAAGGGAUGUUCCUGCCCACCUCUCUCAUCACUUUGUCCAUCUCUUGGUUCCCAAAUCUGGAAAGACUCUCUUAUGAGAAGUUUCAAAACCUUACCUCUCUCGAAACACUUCAUAUCUUGUUUUGCCCUAAGCUCGCGUCCUUUCCAAAGGAAGGGUUGCCUCCCUCUCUUUUGCAUCUAUCGAUCUACGAUUGUCCUAAGCUUGCCUCUCUCCCUCUCUUUCCAGAACAAGGCUUCCCUCCCUCGCUUUUGUCACUGGUGAUCAAACCAUGUAAUCCAAUACUGAAACAGAAGUGUGAAAAGGGGAAAAAAUAUUGGCCCAUCAUCCAAUACAUUCCUAAAGUAGAUUUCGAAGCAUAAGCAGCCACCUGCAAGGGCUUUGUUGUUGUGGAAACAAACUUUAGGAUGUAUUCAUACUUACUGUCUAAGCUGCAUUGCAAGAUUUUGUGCCUCUUUUCAAGUAAGUUUUUGAGGAUGCUUGCAACUUUGCUGGAGAAUAUGGGGGUUUGUUAUGGAAAGAUUCAAGGUAGAUGGCAAAGAAGGCAGAAAUACUAGUGCACAUCUGAGAAUUCCCACGUGAUCAAAGGCAAUAGAAAGCACGGAAAAGGAAAGAAACAAGCAGAGAAGAGAGAAAUUGUACAUAGUUGCUUUUUGGCUGCUUAGCUUGGUGGGAUGGGAUUUUAAUAAAGCUCUUUGAGCUAAGCAAGGUUGGCGGUGCUUACUAUCCAAAUUCAAAUUUUCUUGAAGCUAGUUUGAGGAGUAACCCAUUGACAUUGUUUAGAGGAGUAUUUGGAGUGCAAAGUCUUUUUUGGAGGCUGCACUGCACUGGCAUAUUGGGAAUGGAAGGUCUAUGAAGAUUUGGAAAAAUAUAUGGAUUCCAAGGCCUUACUCUUACAAAACUAUUUCUGUUGCAAAAUUCCUGCAUGCUGAUGCUAAGUUGGCAUAUCAUUUGGAGAUGGUUUUGUGAAGCAGAGAAACACAAGUCAGGUCAGAUGCUGGGAGUUUUGAAAGGGCAUUUUCAAAAAAGAUUUGGUUGCUGAAAUUUCUGCAUAAAGUGAAAAUCUUUGCAUGGAAAACAUGUUCGAAUAUCCUUCAUGUUCAAUCAAAGUUGAGGAGGAGUUUAGCCAACAGAUGGCUGUAUCGCCUUUGGGAUUAUUCUUUUUUCAUUUGCUGGAGUAUUUGGAACAAUCACAAUGAUUGGGUUUUUUGCUUGGCGUGUCUGUUUAGAUUCAAACAAAAAGUUUUCAAUGGCAACCCUUUGCCAUUGUUGCACUAGUUUGGACC
Messenger RNA from Camellia sinensis, 5656 nucleotides. Lineage: Eukaryota; Viridiplantae; Streptophyta; Magnoliopsida; Ericales; Theaceae. The record is from RefSeq and is a predicted model, not a curated record.